Messenger RNA from Culicoides brevitarsis, 1356 nucleotides. Its product is annotated as GDP-fucose protein O-fucosyltransferase 1. Gene Ontology annotation, molecular function: peptide-O-fucosyltransferase activity. The transcript has 2 exons. Gene Ontology annotation, biological process: protein O-linked glycosylation via fucose; Notch signaling pathway. Lineage: Eukaryota; Metazoa; Arthropoda; Insecta; Diptera; Ceratopogonidae. The record is from RefSeq and is a predicted model, not a curated record. The coding region runs from base 80 to 1273 and encodes 397 amino acids.
ACGAGCGACAACAAAAAAGAAGUUGCUUGAUCGAUAUCCGCCCAUUUAACGCGUUAAAUGGAGUUAUAAAGUACUUAAAAUGGAAAAAUUAGUCUUUAGCACAUUCCUUUUGUCAGUUUUAUUGGCGAAUUUGUCCGUGGCCAGUGAAGCAAUCGAUGAAAAUGGGUACAUUGUGUAUUGUCCUUGCAUGGGUCGUUUUGGCAACCAAGCAGACCAUUUUCUCGGCGCUUUAGGUUUCGCCCAUGAUCUCAAUCGAACUCUUGUGUUACCAGCAUGGAAUGAAUAUCGCCGUGGCGAGGUCCGUUCAAAGCAAAUUCCCUUCGAUACGUAUUUCAAGGUGGAACCUCUGCUGAAAUUUCAUCGUGUUGUCACCAUGGAACGAUUUAUGCGGGAAAUUGCUCCGGAAGUGUGGCCCGCCGACAAAAGAAUCUCCUUUUGUUACUCCGAACGUGUCGGUUUGGAUGGAAAAUCCGGAAAAGGUUGCAAUGCCAAGGACGGAAACCCGUUUGGACCGUUUUGGGAUAAUUAUGGCGUGGAUUUUGCAAGUUCGGAGUUCUUCGGACCAUUAACGUACGACGUGCAUCACCAAAAAAUGACCGAAAAAUGGGCUGAAAAAUAUCCAGCGGAUAAAUUUCCUGUUUUAGCAUUUACGGGAGCUCCCGCAAGUUUUCCGGUGCAAGACGAGAACCGACAUUUGCAUGAAUUUCUCAAGUGGAGUGACGCCAUUGAGCAAAAAGCAAAAGAUUUUAUCGCAAAAUCCCUUCCAAAGGGAGCUUUUAUCGGCAUUCACUUGCGAAACGGCAUGGAUUGGGUGAAGGCAUGCGAUCAUGUCACACAAACAAAGAACUUAUUCUCGUCUCCACAAUGUCUCGGGUACCGCAAUGAAAAAGGAAAUUUAUAUCCGGAGCUCUGUAUGCCUUCGAAAGAGACAGUAAUUCGUCAAAUAAAGCGACAAAUUAAGACAUUCAAGGAAUUGAACAAAAAUAACGAGAUAAAAUCCAUUUUUGUGGCGUCCGAUAACAACCACUUGCUGGAAGAUUUGAACAAAAAUCUCAAGCGAAUGGGAAUCACGGCAGUAAAAUUACCGGAAGAUAAUCCGCAUGUCGAUCUAGCAAUUCUGGGAAUGUCAAAUCACUUUAUCGGGAACUGCAUUUCGUCAUUUUCGGCCUUUGUGAAGCGGGAACGCGACGCAAAAGGCUUCCCAUCGACAUUUUGGGCUUUUCCGAAGGAGAAAAAAGAUCCCGUUAAGAAGGUGGAACAUGAAGAAUUGUAAAAAAUCCUCAUUUUUAUAAUAUAAUUUCUCUUUUUAUUAUUAUUAUCGUGUGUCAAUAUUGCAAUUAAUUACCUGAAAAGUCC